Messenger RNA from Cyprinus carpio (common carp), 1076 nucleotides. Its product is annotated as sodium channel regulatory subunit beta-1-like. The record is from RefSeq and is a predicted model, not a curated record. Gene Ontology annotation, molecular function: sodium channel regulator activity. NCBI's taxonomy places the organism in Eukaryota, Metazoa, Chordata, Actinopteri, Cypriniformes, Cyprinidae. Gene Ontology annotation, biological process: sodium ion transport; cardiac muscle cell action potential involved in contraction; regulation of heart rate by cardiac conduction. Gene Ontology annotation, cellular component: voltage-gated sodium channel complex.
AUGUAUUUUCUUCGCAGAGCACCUGUCUCGCUGUGGACUACUGGCCGAGACCUCCUGCUCUUCAGUUUGAGCCUGUGUUUUGUGUGCGUGUGUGUGAAAGACAAGAGACAUGACUUCCGAAAGCAACACCUAUCAUCUAUGAAGAUGUCUGCACUGCGGCUUCUGUGGGUCCCUGUGCUGUUGAAUUUAACACACGCUUGGCUCUGCCAUGGGGCGUGUGUGGAAGUGGACUCCGACACAGAGGCAGUGAUUGGGAAAGGCUUUAAAUUGGGCUGUAUCUCUUGCAAGAAGAGAGGGGAGGUACCGGCCUUUGCCACAGUGGACUGGUGGUUCAUGGCCAAAGGCGAGAGUGAAUUUGCACAUAUCUACAGUUAUGCAAAUAUAUCAGGCUACAUAACGGAUGACCGCUUCGAUGACCGCCUGGCCUGGAACGGCAGUAAAAAAACCAAUGAUGUGCAGGACGGCUCAAUUUUCAUCCUUAACAUCACUUUCAACGACACCGGCAUCUAUCGAUGUUUCUUCGACCGCACCCUUGUCUUCCCCAAUUACAAGUACCGCACCAGCUCCACCAAGUUUAUCAACAUCAACGUAGUAGGCAAAGCUACACGAGGCAUGGCGUCCAUCUUUUCUGAGAUCAUGAUGUACGUGUCUAUCAUCGUGUUGCAGUUGUGGCUGUUGGUGGAGAUGGUCUACUGUUACAGGAAGAUCGCAGCAGCUGGAGAGGGAGCACUGAAAGAUAGCCAGGCGGAAUAUUUAGCUAUAACCUCGGAGAGCAAAGAUAAUUGUGCAGGUGUAGCGGUGGCAGAAUAACACAGGUCCAAAAAAAGUCUCAAGCCAAAAGCUUGACGCUCCAUCCAUCAUGGCCUCCUCUGUCAACAUCACCGGAUCUCUGUGAAGCCACAGGGCUGCUGUUUUGACCUCUGUGUAUGACUGUGAAAGAACCGUCAUUCUAACCAUCAGGGAAACACACAGGAACACAUCGUGUGUUUUAAGGCUCUAGAUGAGAACUUUGAGGUUAAUGAAUGAAUGGUGGAUUGAAACAUAUUUAUAACAUUAUUUAAAGAUCAAACAUACAU